ACUUCCGGGACGUCCUCGUUCGAGGAAAUGGAGGGGAGAGCAGUGGACGGUUUGGCUCGGAGUGGAGAGGAGUAAGAAAAGGAUUUUCGAAAGGAGGUGAAGCAAGGAAGGAUAAAGUGGGGUGGUGGAGCCUGUGGAGGAGGAUCGGAGGAGGUCGGGAAAGUGGAGAAGAGGUCGAGGAUAGUGUGAUUGAGGAGCAGUGAGGAGAGAAAGUAAGGGAACACCUGAGAGGUUAGGGUGUGAAGCAGGAAGAUAAAGGGCCCAGGUUACACGAUGAGAGAGAUGAGCGAGUUGGCAGCAUGGAGUUUCGAGCGACCUGUCGAGAGACAGAGGAAUGUGAUGGUGGCGCGGCAGAUGCGGAACGAAGCGGGGAGUCUUCGCGACGGGUCGAAGGAUCGAGCAAUCGAACGUCUGGCUUGGCGGCACGAGGCGGAGAAAGGCCGGCGCACGUGUAGUUGAGCAGAAAAUUCGGUUGCGGAAGGGAGAAUAAGACGAGGAGAAAGGUAAGCGAUGAUUAGUGCAAGGACAGGUUGCGGAAGGAUCAAAGGUAAAUGUAGAGGUAAAAGAGAUAAGCGUGAUAGGACAGAGAGAAAAAGAGGGGUGCGGAAGAGAAAGCGGAAUAAGGGAGAGGAAAGUAAUAACGCACUUGUUACAGAUUCCAGGAUGGAGCGCGAGGGGAGAACAAUAGCAGAGGCGGUCGAAAGGAUUGUGGAGGAGAAAGUAAGAAAGAUGAUGAGAGAGAGGAAAAAGGACGAGAGGAUGGAGGAGCUGGAGGAGAAAGUAAGGAGCUUGGAGAAAAAGGUAGAAAGAAUGGAGCAAAGUAGAGGCAAAAGAAAGAAAGAGGAAUACGAGGAGAGUGGGACUGAGAAGAAGAAAUGGUGGGCGGGGGUAGGUGAAAGGAACGAGGACGAACUAAGGAAAAGGAAUGUAAUUUUAAGGGUCGAGAAGGAGAAAUAAGGAGGCAAGUGGGAGAAAGUAAAGGAGUUAUUCGCGGAAGGGCUAAAGGUAAGAGUGACGGUGAGAAAGGUGAUUGUGGUGGGGCAGAGAGGAAUAUGAAUGACCAUAUUGGUGAAGCUGGGAAACGAAGAGGAGAAGUGGCGGGUGUUGGAGGCGAGGAGAAAGGCAGGAAACAGCAUAGGGGUAAAGAUCCAUGAGGACAAGUCUGUGGAAAAGAGAGAUAGAGAUAGAGAGAGAGAGAGAGAGAGAGAGAGAGAGAGAGGAGAAAGAGGAGAAAAUGGAAGGGAGGAUACGCAGGAGUACAGGGAGAUCGGAGGAUGAGGAGAUAUCAAAAGAUAUGGAGGAAAAACUUCUAGUGGAGUCGGAUGAGGAUAAGAAGGAUGGAGGAAAGAGAGACUGGGCCAAAUAAGGAGAAGACGAGAUGGAAGGGAUGGAGGAUCAAGGGCGGGGCCGGUGCAGAAGCGGAAGAAGAAGAAGAGGAAGAUGUCCACGGGGAGCUGGUGUUGUUUUAUAUGUCACUUUUGAAUGUUUGAAUGUUAGGUAAUUGUAAGAGGUUUGGGUACGUUCCUCAUAAAAAAAACGCCUUGUAAACCCUACGGGGAGAAACAAUAAAUAGAAUACAAUACUAAAUUGUAGUCUUUUUUUCUUUUAAUUUAUUCACUGCUCCAUGCUUCAGCUACUCGAUCCACCUCAACACAGACCAGAGAAAAAGAACAAAAAAAUACAUUAAAUACCCUUUAUUGUACAAUUCUUUCAUUGAUCUGUAUCUCAGCUACUCGAUCCACCUCGAUACAACCCAAAAAAAGAAAAGGGCAAUAAAAGUGCAAGCUACAAUAAUUAUUGUACAAUAAUGUAAAACAGAAAAUACUUAAAAUAUAAACAAGGAAUCUAUAAAAUGUAAUAUUAAUAAGCUUCAUUUCUUCUCCAAGUUUUUCAUUCGUAUAACCUUUUGAUUAUUCAUCCUUGAGGCAUGUAAGAACUUAAAAAAAAAAAAAAUUAAUUAAUUAAAUGUAUCACUAACAGUAUUCAUGCCUUUACAAAUACACAUGCACCAUCGCACAUACAUACAUACAUACAUACAUACAUACAUACAUACAUA
Molecule: messenger RNA, 2056 nt
Organism: Temnothorax curvispinosus
Lineage: Eukaryota; Metazoa; Arthropoda; Insecta; Hymenoptera; Formicidae
Product: arginine and glutamate-rich protein 1-like
Exons: 2
Coding region: 511-957 (148 amino acids)
Source: RefSeq, a predicted model, not a curated record